GGUUGUCGAGACGGUCACCACGGAUUAUUCGCAGUUCGGGGGGCAGGCGCCCCAGGUGCUUUAUUUUUUGGUGAGGGGGGUGAGGGGGGUGUAGUGCCAGUGGCUUAUCUAGGUGAUGUGGGGUGUUGUUGUGAUAAGGGAGGGGGAUGAGAGGAGAGUCGGGUUUUGUGUUUGUGGAGUGGAUUGGUGGUUUUGGAUUCUGGACUGGUUGUUGGCAUGUUGAGGACGCUGGGUUUGGAUGUACUUGGUGCUAUAGAUGGACGAUGAUAAUGGUAAUGAUGUGUGGGACUUGUCAAUUGUGCUAUUUAGAUCUAUGCCUGAAGAUAAGUUAUCGGUGGUUAUGGACUGGAAGAAUACUCUGCAGAGUGUGUAUUGGCAGCAUUGGAGUUGCCACGAUUUGUACAUAGCGAUACUUCAAUUGUCGAGAAUGAGGGCGGGGAACCAUGUUUUUGAACAAUUUAACCUAGCUAGUCUCAGUAUACCUAGAGAAAUGUAUGCAAUUAAAGGCACUGUGCCAUGUAUGAAUCCAUGUGCACAGCAUCGAGAACGACCGCACCCGGAAAACCAUCGGAGGACGAUCGGCAGCCCAUCAGUGCCGAAGCGGUGGCAAUCCCAAGAAAAGUUGGUGCAGUGUGCAGCGUGCACAAAUCCCGACCAUCAGGGGCACACGCACACGGCUGACAUGACGUCAGGGCCUCCCGUCGAAGAAAUUUCAGAUCGUUCCACGGCCAGAGGAGACGCAGAGCUUUCUAGAAGCUUAGCAGAAUUAGAUGUGCAGUGCAUUGUGGUGUGGUGCCCUGAUGGGGCCAACCACGAGUUCUCGGUCGGGUGGCUGCGCGACCGUCAGCAGCUUAUUAUUCCUUAACUCCGUGGAGUGGGGCGUCAGCAAGUUGCCGUUUCAGACUACCGUCCAGAUUACUGGACUAGCGUCCAGAAACUGGAGGCAGGGCUGCGUUUCCUUGGUUGAU
Molecule: messenger RNA, 968 nt
Organism: Aspergillus aculeatinus CBS 121060
Lineage: Eukaryota; Fungi; Ascomycota; Eurotiomycetes; Eurotiales; Aspergillaceae
Exons: 1
Coding region: 257-865 (202 amino acids)
Source: RefSeq, a predicted model, not a curated record